AUGACGUUCUCGCGACUAUUCACAACGCUAUGUGCUAUCGCGCUGGCUACUGCCCCGUCGCUAGCGGUAGAGAUCUCCACUGACGUCGUCGCGGAGAUUCCACAGCUCGGUUUGGGUACUUGGCUUUCUAACCGUGACAAUGUUGCACAUGCGGUAGAAUAUGCGUUGAACACGGGGUACAAUCACAUCGAUGCUGCCUGGAUUUACAGAAAUGAGGACAAGACUGGCAGGGGCAUCGCGGCCUCUGGAAUUUCUCGCAAGGAUAUCUGGGUGACCAGCAAGCUCUGGAACUUCCAUCAUCGGGCGGCAGAGGCGCAUACCGCCAUCGCCACGACUAUUGAGAACCUCGGUGUUGGUUAUCUGGACUUGUAUCUGAUACACUGGCCGGUGGCUUUCGUACCAGGUGAGGGCAACAAGCUCGAUAAAGAAACCACCCUCGUGGACACCUGGAGGGUCCUGGAAGAUCUCGUCCGGGCAAAUCUCACACGGUAUAUCGGCGUUUCCAACUUUGCUAAGAAGGACGUGCAAGCCAUCUUGGACGUCUGCGAGAUUUGCCCAUAUGCUCAUGAGUUCGAGACUCACCCAUAUCUGCAGCAGCAGGACUUUGUCGACUGGCACAAGGAAGUCGGACUGAAAGUUAUCGCCUACUCGCCGCUGGCCAAUACGAAUCCGAUCUACCACAAGGACGUGACGCCUCUGCUCAAGAACCCGUUCUGGGUGGAUCUCGCGGCUAAGAAGAACGCCACCGUUGCACAAACCGCGAUUGCUUGGGGUUUCGCAAGAGGUACUAUCGUUAUCCCGAAGAGCGAGCAUGAGAAGUACCUGGACCAGAAUCGCGAGUCACAGGAGAUCACUUUUACCAAGGAGGAAUUGAAGGAGAUCGCUAAGCACGACAAAAAAAUCCGCUUGAGCAACCCGGGCAAGAACUGGGGCGUCCCACUGUUCUCUGAUCUGGAUGACCCUUCUACGGAAGCUGCGGGUGAGCAGUCCAUUGGAGAGCUGUAA
Molecule: messenger RNA, 1005 nt
Organism: Truncatella angustata
Lineage: Eukaryota; Fungi; Ascomycota; Sordariomycetes; Amphisphaeriales; Sporocadaceae
Product: aldo/keto reductase
Exons: 3
Coding region: 1-1005 (334 amino acids)
Cellular component (GO): cytosol
Molecular function (GO): aldose reductase (NADPH) activity
Source: RefSeq, a predicted model, not a curated record